Messenger RNA from Mizuhopecten yessoensis (Yesso scallop), 5535 nucleotides. RefSeq names its product oxidative stress-induced growth inhibitor 2-like. The record is from RefSeq and is a predicted model, not a curated record. Lineage: Eukaryota; Metazoa; Mollusca; Bivalvia; Pectinida; Pectinidae. The transcript is spliced from 6 exons. Bases 308 to 1819 code for a protein of 503 amino acids.
CGAUCGCCCGCGAGAUAAACACCGGUCCAACGUUAGUGUAAUGCAUUAUGUCGUUUGCCGGUUCCUCACCACACCUGACAGAGAGAUACCUUUCUAGAUGUCUGGAUAACACUUCUAGGGAGGACACCAUGGUGCUGAGCUACUCCUAACCAUCAUUUUGGCUAUACAUAUAGCCAUCACAGGGGGCGAGGUUGAUGGUCAAGGUCAGAAACGGAUGACCAGUUCUGUCUGUCAAGCUGUCCAAUAGGAGGAGGUAAUCUGGGAAUCUGAAGUCCAUUCUGACCCUUGAACAUCCAAGUGCCUUACUAUGAUGUCAUCUCCAUCAUGUCAUACCUGCUGCAGUACAGAAUACACUGACGUUAUUAUCAUAGGAAAUGGUCCAUCUGCAAUCAGUCUGUCCUACUUCCUGUCGGGACAUAGGCCAUACUACAAUGGGAACCCCCACUCCAACACAUACCUUCACACCAAGUUACAGGAGAUUGGCCCAACACAGUCAAUAGUUGACCAGGACAUUGACUUCCUGUCAGAAGGUCUAGAGGGGAGGACUUCUAACCCUGUGGCUCUGUUGUUUGAUGCCCUCGUCCACCCUGAUGCUGACAUGGGGGCAGAGCUACCCUCCCUACUGGACUGGAAGAAGGAGGAGGAACAUGCCUUCAGACACAUCGUCCUGGGGCGUGGCAAAGUGGGCGGGGCUUGGCAGAAAAUGGACGGAAGUAUGCAGACAUUAAGUCUAGGAAACUGGAUGGAGUUGCCAUCUGUUCCACUGAAGGACUGGCGCGAUCGCAAAUUCAGGGAGGGGGAGUCUCUUGACCCAUGCAGUAACAGAGCCACCAUGUCUGACGUCAGAAAUUACUACAUGGACUAUGUGGCCAGCCUUGACCUUCAAAAUCACUUUUACGACAAUCACACUGUCACAUCGAUCCAGAAAGUAUACCACUUACGCAAUGACAUGGACCUGGAGAGCGGUGAGGUAGAACCGUGCUGUAAGAAUAUUGCCAAAAAUCACUCCUUCCUAUGGGAGGUCAGAGGUUAUGUUAGUGUGGUCGAUCAAUCAGCUGAGGACGAGGACGAUGUGCACCGCAAGGAGUUUUGCAUCCAAGCACCACAUGUAGUGGUAGCCACCGGGACAUUCGACAUUCCAAACAGACUUAAUAUAACAGGGGAACUCCUACCACAUGUUAUCCAUUCACUGCAUGACUUUGAAUCUGCACUGAAAUGUUGGCAGGAGAUUCCUUCAUCAUCUGACGACCCUGUGUUAAUUGUUGGAGCUGGACUAAGUGCUGCCGAUGCCAUUCUCAUGGCUCUAGGUGCAAACCUGCCUGUGAUUCAUGUUUUCAGAAGAGGAGCAAAUGACUCAAACUUGAUUUUUAAGAAACUGCCUCAGGGUCUGUAUCCCGAGUACCACAGAAUUCACUCACUGAUGAAGGGAAAAGUUGUUGACCCUUUAUAUCGUCCAUAUGAAAAGCAUCGCUUGGUGCAGAUCAGUGAAGACAAACGAGUUUUGUUGGAAAAUACGAAAGGAAAUGACAUUACUACUGUUGAUGUUACAUUUGCUGUUAUUCUGAUUGGCUCAUGCCCAAAUUUAUCCUUCCUCCCUGAGGAAGGAAGAAGCUUGGGGAUAGAUCCUCAACACCCAAUAAACAGCAAAAAUAAUACCUUAGAUGUUGACAUGUUCUCCUAUGAGUCAAUCAAGCAUAAAGGCCUGUUCUCUAUGGGACCAUUGGUAGGGGAUAACUUUGUUAGGUUUGGUAUUGGGGGUGCCCUGGGAAUCACCAAUUACCUCAUGAAAAACAGAAAGAAGGGUAAUCCCUGCUGUUGAAUUUGUGAUACAAUUAUAUAUGUUAGAAAAAAAGGAAUAUUGAGUGAAUGAAAGCUAAGAAGUUUCUUAAUAGAGAGAGAGAUGUGACAGAUAAUUUAUGCAAUAAUGUUUCCUUGGUGUGUGUAGAGAGAUGACAAAUUGUGAUACCACUAUUUAUAGUACACAUUAAGUGAAAGAAAUUGUGCCUGUUGCUACACAUGUUAAUAGUUUUAUAACUGCAUGUAUGGUGGUUAAUUGAAGAUAGACAAAUAACACCGCAUAAUAUUGAUUUUUAAUUCCUUAUCAAAUUGGACAUUUCAUUUUAUUAUAUUUUACAUUAUCUUAUUUUCUAAUGAGGUAAAUUUGGUUGCAGUUACCUAUUUUCUCACUGCAGUUUUAACUUCUUAGAUUCAAGUCACAUACAUUUUUCCCACUGCGGUUGUCACUAUUUGUUUCCUGUCGUGUGCCUUUUUCGCACCGUUUCACUAUUAUUUUCAUGUGACGUACCUUUUUUUCCAAAAAUUUAACGCCAUGUUCAGUUGAGGAUUUUUUUAGUAAUGUGUGCGAGGUAUAAUUACAGAGAAUGAUGUGUGGAGGUUGUGAUAGGUUGUGAACUGAGUGUAUAUUUAUAAUAGAACCAAUCAAUGUAUGUUGACGUUUACACCUUUAUAACUGUACCGAUGUGUGUACUGGUAUGGCAGUGAGCAUUUAUCUGCUGUUUUAAUUUGUUAUACAAAGGCAUUGGAGCUGUACAACUUUGCUAUCCUGUAUGGGAACUCUUCACUAUAACCUUACUUCAUAUACUAUCUCACCAGGGUAGGACAUUUUUAUGGCUGUUAUAAGCCAUUUCAUAGCCAUAGGGUACAUGUAGUACUGUAGUACACCAAGAAAUGUUGCACGCUACUUUUGAGCUAAAAUGCAUUUCAGUUUCCCUUAUUUGAAAAAUGAAUUAGUUGUAUUUCUGUUUAUUUGACUUGAAACACAACUUUGUUUAUGUUUGUUGUAAUGGGAAUUUUAUAAUAAAUAAAAAUGUGGGUGGCAUACAUAUUUAUCUUAACUCUAUGUAAUAGACGUUAUCAUUCUCCUUUCAAAUUAAGUCUAACACAUCACUUCCCUUAACCAAUGUGUUGCCAGAUGGCUUACGUUAUGUAGUGUUAUACAUAUAACAGAUAUAACAUCAGAGAUGUCAUGAAGUUUAGAAUAUGUUACUAAGGAUAAUUGUUAACAGUUUAAGGUUGAAAUGGACUUAACAACUUGCUUCUGAUGAUGAUGUAGUAAAUUGAAUUUGGAUCAAAUCAUUUGGAUUUUAACAUUCUUUGUUUUUUCUGGGGUUUUUUUUUCAUUUAGUGCCCCAACAUAUAAUGGCUAGUUUAUGUCACUUCUGUGUACUCUCAAAACCCAAGUGUUUUGUUCCUGAUGCACAUAGCUUUCCUGCACCCUAGGUUUAUGUCAUGACAACAUCAAAGGCUUGUGAUAAGCUUUUUGAUCAGUUUCGAGUAUAAAAAUUUGACCAAUCGGUAGACUGAAACAAUUCUUUGAAGAUUAUGUAGCAUCUACACAAAGCCUGUCCAUCUACACAAAGCCUGUCCAUCCCUUUGUUUUUCUUAAAAAAAGACACCAUGUUAGUCUAUUUGUAUCAUCUGCAAGAUGUUGUUUAAAAAGAGCCUUUGAUUUUAUCGUGACAUGUUCUAGGGGUCGAGAGAGGUUAUGUGUAUUGGAAGCGGAGCAUUUGGAUUUUGAUGAUGAGCUAACGACUAAGUGAUGUAAAACUCCCCUAAACCAUCUUACUGUUGAAUAUCCAGCAAAGUGGUGUACAAUUAAUACUGAAUAGAAUUCUCAGUUCUCUGUAAGCAUGUUUAUAUAAAUUGAUAAAUAAUCUAAGAAAUAACAGAAAUAUUGUAGGACAAUAAAUGGAUUUUAAACCUAUUUAAUCACAGACUCAUCUACACAUUAACUUAACCGUUCACUUAAUCUAUUAAUCAAGUCUCUGGAUAUUUUUUGGUAAACGGGAAAAUAAAUAUGUUUAGGAAUAAUCUGUGUUUAGAGGAUUCAUGACAAAUCAGUUGCCUUGGAAUUGUAUAGAAAUCGACACAAGUCUUCAGUUUUAUUACAUGUUUAGAUGUAGACGUUUUGUUGUUAGCAUAAGAUGAAGUGCAAUCACUAUCAUUUUAAUUGAUAAUUUGAGUUAUGUUUUUAUAACUUAAAAUUAUUUUGUACAUGCUACAUAAUCAAAGUUGGUAAAUUAUAAAUAUUUAGCUUUGUGACAAAAUAUGAUUAUUGAAAUGAAAUCCCCAUGCUUUCAAGGCAUUUAUUGUAUGUCAGUCUGUUACUGAAUUGUGAUAUGUCUAUAUAUACAAUGGUAAUAUUUUAGUCACAUUGUUCAAAUCUUGGUACAUAUUUUAUAAUGUUUUUGAAGCAAGAUUUGAUCUCCUGACACAGGUUUAACCUUGUGACCCAGGUUUGACCGGUCAUGUGUUUGACCUUAUGACAUAGCUUUUACUGUGACCUUGUAUUCAUGUUUGGACUUAAUGACACAUGUUUGACCUUGUUAUGUAGGUUUGACCUAAUGACCUUAGUUUGACCUAUUGACACGUGCACAUGCUUGACCUUUUGAUCCCGGUAGUUACAGUACCUUCUAGUAAAGGUUUGACCUUGCGAUGCAGGUUUAACUCUGUGGAAAAAUUGGCACUAGUAAAAGUUUCAACCUAAAAUCAUGAUGCAAGUUACAAAGAUAUGGUUUAGAAGUACAUGUAUGUGAUCAUAUCCAACUUAACCUUACAUGUGUGUGGCAGAGUCAGACCUGUGUAUAGUUAUCUCUAACCUUGGGAUAAGGAGUUAACAUUGUGAUCACUUUUCCACUUUGUGUUGUUUAUCUUGUCUACUGAAUUGAACUUGUUCAGUAGAUUUGUUAUUAAAAAGACAACCUUUUACCAUUGAGUGAUAAGAACUUAGAAAACAAGUUGACUAAAAAAGAUAGGAAACAGAAAUGUGACUAUUUAAGCAUUAUGAUUCUGACUAUUCGUGUUAGGUUUUUGAAGUCAUUAUAUUUUUAAUUGUUAUACUCAUGGCCAUUAGUUUAGAGGAAACACAAGGACCAUUACAGAAACAAUUUGUGUAUCGUACACGUAAUAUCAGACUCAGUCUAUUUUCAUUUAAAAUAAAACCAGUUUAACAGAAAAAAUUUGGGACCAAGAAAGUUAUGUUUUUUUGAAAAUAACGAGGAUUAUGAACAACACAGAAUAAUCAGUGACAUUAAAGGGACAAUUUAGUGAAGUAGUUUUUUUUUAUAUCCUUAACACAAAAUUCUUCAUGAUUAUAUAGUUUGAUACUCCUUAUGAACAAUUCAUGUCAAGAAAUUUACAAGAGAAAAUGUUUUCUUGGCAUUUUUAAUCAGUAAUUGAGAAAUCCUUGACUGUACAGCUGUACGUUUUAGCAGCAGUUGUCGGUAAAUUUCUAGCUAACAAAAAUGUCUUUCCAGCCGAGGAGAGAAGGUAACUUCUCGCUUUUUUCGCCUAGCCUCUUUGGAAUACAAGUACAUACAUUUAUUCUGAAGCAAAAUCAUCUUCCAACAUCAUCUCAAACAUCGUUAUAAAUGAGUUUGACAUUUUCCCUGCUACACCCUCUCAGUGCGUCUAAUUGAACCUGUUAGCUUUUAUUUAAAUCCAAAUGUGAACAGAAAUAUCUGAUAAAAGGUAUAUAUUAUGAUACUUAUAAUUCUUACUUGCGAUGUAUUGUGU